Argiope bruennichi is the source of this 2823-nucleotide messenger RNA. RefSeq lists its product as uncharacterized. Lineage: Eukaryota; Metazoa; Arthropoda; Arachnida; Araneae; Araneidae. The transcript has 20 exons. The record is from RefSeq and is a predicted model, not a curated record. Gene Ontology annotation, biological process: cilium organization. Bases 242 to 2704 code for a protein of 820 amino acids.
CCGCGCAAGCACUAAUAUUUGAACGAAACAUGUUUUGGUGUAACGAAAUAGAAAGCUAAGAAUCUUACUUUUGCCUAUUACUUAUUGAAACUUGCGAUUUGGUCUUUAUUUAUUUAUGAUAUUACUGUUUCAGUAAUUUUUAUAGAUAUAUUUUGUCUUGCAUUAGCGAAACUACCAAAAAAAAAAAAUGUCACUAUAUUAAUUCAUUUAUGAUCGCUGUGCAGUGAACUGUGGGAGCAAAAUGGGAGAUAUGUUUCAGAAUAAUUCUUUUUUGCCAUUUUAUGUUCAUCCAAUGGAUCAAAAGCGGAGUUUGAAAAUAAUAAGAGAAACGAAAGCGGAGAUCAAAAGAAUGGAAUCGCGACGUCCGUCCACUCCAUUAUGUACCAGAAAUAUUCAAUCUGGAUUUUUUAAUGAAUUACAGUUGUCUUCUAGACCAUCUAGUUGUUCAAGCACCAAGUCUUUAAAAUAUGAACAUGAAGAACAUUUUAAUUUUUCAAGCAAGACAUUAUCACCCAUUAGAUCUCAAAAAGUGAAUAAUGCUGAUAUUAAGUUGGAGCCAAUUGUGUGCAAACCAGUUUUAUUUGAUAGAAAAAGCUCUCAUUCUGGCACAAAAUUGUUUAAAGAAAAUUUUACUGUGUUUCCCCCUUUGCCUUGUGAUGAGAAGAAAAGUAUUCAUACAUUAAAAGGCUUAUCAGGUAGUUUAGAAAAACUGCAAAUAUGUUCUAAACCUAAAGAGCUAUUACAAAAACAAGAGUCUACAAUUUUAUCUGAUGCAAGCUGUAAUUAUAUUGACGAAGAGUUAAAACCUUAUGCUGAUGCAAAAUUAGAUGUAAAUAUUUCUUCAAGUACUGAAAAUGAAACCACUGGAGAACAAAAUCUUUCAGAUCAAAUUUCAAAAGAGCUUGAUAAUGCCUUGCCUUUAUUGGAAAAAUAUGUCAUGUUAGGAAGUAAGAAAAAAGAAGAUGAUGUUGUUUCCAUUGUUAAAAGUAUUUUCAAUCUUUUGGAGGAGAAAAAUGUCUUUUUACUUAUGCAUGACAACAGAAUUCCUCUUUUAAAAGUUUUGUUCCGCCUUUUAGAUUCAAAUUUCCCAGUCUUGAGUUUGCAUAUUGUUAAACUUUUGCUGAAAAUGAGAAUUAAGGAAAAAAAUUUAUGCAGUGUGUUCAAGCUUUGUUCAAAAUUGUUAAAAGAUGAGGAAAUUGAACUAAAUAAAUUUGACCUAAUUGACUCAAUAAUAGAGACUAUUUAUAACACAACUGCUGAGACUAAUGGAGAUGCUGCAUUAUAUGGCAUAAGAAUACUUCAAAUACUUAUAACUUCUGAAAAUGUACAGAAACAACAGAAAGAAAAUUACAUCAAUAUUCUAUUUCAUCAAUUAAGAGAAUCAAAUUUCAUGGCAUCUUGCAGUGACAAAAGUGAUGGAAGAUGUGAUGAGAUUGUUUAUAUGGUUAUGACUUUGCUAAAGAAUUUGGUAGAAGAUAAGACGAUGUGGGAAAUUUUAAUAACAGAGGAAAAUUUAACAGAAAUUUUAAAAACUUUAAACUGUUCUCAAAAUCCAGAAAAUGUUCAUCUUAUAGUAUGUUUAUUAAGUAAAAUUAUAGAUGAUAAGGAUGGAUGUAAAGCUGUUGCACGAUGCUGCAAAGAUGAUCUCAUUGGGCUUUUGUCAGUAUUGGUGACUCAUAGAUUUAGUAUAGACAUAACUUUGCAAACUGCAUUUAUUGUUGGAAAUUUGGUAUCUGUGAAUGACAACACAGCACAAAUAUUUGUGUGGUCCACAAAUUUUAGCUCUAUUUUGGUCGUUUUAGGAGAAUACAUCAGUGAACACAUUCAGUUUAAAGACACUGUUUCUGAUUGUUUCCAAAGUAAAAAAUUUCCAGCGUCUAGUGGUGACCGAAACUUACAUCACCAAAUUUUUGAAGUCAUACUUAAGCUAUUAUGCAUAUUUGCGAAUAUAUGUUUGCAUCCAAAUGCUGGAAGUUAUUUGGCAAAACACCCUAAUAUGCUUUCUAAUUUCCUGGCGAUUAUUGAUGCUUACUCUGUGAGGGAUGGCUCUGCUGAAGCAGGAAUAGCUAUCUAUUCCUUUUUAGUAGUGGUUAGCAAUAUCAGCUACUAUCUGGAAUCAGAUUCAGAGAUUUACAUUCAAACAGCUGAAACAAUCAUACCUCUUCUCGAGGACGAUUUUUCAUUCGAAGUACGACUUGAAGCUGCUAAUGUGGUUCGAAAUUUGACAAGAUCGUCUGAAGUCAGGGAUUACAUUCGGGAAAACGCUUUUCUACCUGCCUUCAUAAAACUUUUAGAUGAGGAUGAAAAUGCCUUUUGUAUUGCUGCAUAUGGAAUUAUUAUGAAUCUUUUGAUUGAUGAAAAUUCUCGUGAAGUAUUUUAUCAAGAACAAGGUGUCACAAAGAUUCUCCACAAAUUGCAUCUUUGUGCGGAUAGAGACUGGAAAACGUGCGCAUUGCUAUGCCAAGUUCUUUGGAAUUACUAUGGAGGUGAAAAUGGCUGCAUUGCACAUGUGUCUAAAAUUGAAGCACAGCAUUUAGUGAAAUACUUGUCCUAUUCUCUUUAUAAUGAUGAAAUUAAUACAGUGGAAAACAAAGCCUGUGACUAUUAUCAGGAGUGGAAAAAUGAAUUUUCUCCAGUUGCAAGCAAAUUAUUAAAAUUAUUACAAACAAAGAAGACUGUUUUAUCUUACAGUCCUCAUAACUAAACCAAUGCCGUUAUUUUUAAAAUCAUUGUAUUGUAUUUCAUGUUACUUUUAAAAAUAUUUAAAUUUGCUAGUCAUUUUUUAUUCCAAUUUUCAUCGUUAUUUAUUUAUUUAUUACUAUU